Molecule: messenger RNA, 2493 nt
Organism: Danaus plexippus (monarch butterfly)
Lineage: Eukaryota; Metazoa; Arthropoda; Insecta; Lepidoptera; Nymphalidae
Product: leucine-rich repeat-containing protein 47-like
Exons: 6
Coding region: 127-1698 (523 amino acids)
Biological process (GO): phenylalanyl-tRNA aminoacylation
Molecular function (GO): protein binding; RNA binding; phenylalanine-tRNA ligase activity
Source: RefSeq, a predicted model, not a curated record
UCAUUAAAUAAUUUCCGUUGUCGGUUUGUACUUGCGUGACGUGACUUUAUUUUCCAAAUAAAUUUGGUACUUAUAAUUAGAAAACAUCUGUAUUUGGUUAGAAGAACAUUAACAUUCAAUAUCGAGAUGAGUGUCUGGCCAGAAGUAGCGACGGCAAAAUCCGAAAACAGGCAUGAAAUCAAAUUGGCGGGUGCUGCUAUAUCUAAACGCAUUUCGGAGGAAGGUUUAGACAAGACAGUCUUUAAAUUAACAAAUAUUAAUCUACUAAACAUUAGCGAUACAUGUCUUCCAUCUAUUCCCGAUGAAAUCAAAUCACUUGUUAACCUCCAAUCGCUAUUGUUAUACGGGAAUAAGUUAACAGAAUUUAAUGAAAACAUAACCUCUUUGAAAAAACUUAAGGUGCUCGAUUUAUCUAGAAAUCAAAUAACAAGCAUUCCGGAUAGUUUAAACAACAUGAAAGAGCUGUCCAGCAUAAAUUUUAGUUCAAAUAAAAUCGAUCACAUGCCAGCCUUUGGUGAUUUUCCUAACUUAAUCUCGAUAGAUCUGUCGAACAAUAAAUUAACGGACUUUUUGAAUACCGAACAGGCAAACCUGCCUCAUUUAACAGACUUAAAGAUUAAGGGAAACGAAAUAGAAACACUUCCAGGUUAUAUAGCAAGUACCAUGCCUUCACUAAAAAAUUUCGAUAUUGGGGAAAAUAAAUUGAAAACACUCCCUGGAGAAAUAGCUGGAAUGGCAAAGUUGAAAGAAUUGAAUCUAAAAGGUAACAAGCUUUCUGAUAAGCGUCUCAUGAAGCUAGUAGACCAGUGUCGCACAAAACAAAUUGUCGACUACAUUAGAGAGCAUUGUCCUACAUCAGACAGUAACCAAGCUACAAGCAAGGGUAAAGGGAAGAAAGCCAAGAAACAAGAUGAAAUCCUACCAGACAAUGCAUCUGAACUCAGUCACACUCUGAAAAUUAUGCACCUAGACGAUGAUACCUUGAAAAUAAAAAUUAUAGAACAAGAAGUCUGGAACAUUCGCCCCUACAUACUCAGCUGUAUAGUGUAUGGGUUGAACUUUGAUGAGGCACUCUUCAAGAAAUUCCUGCAAAUGCAAAAUAAAUUACAUGACACUGUGUGUGACAAACGGAAUGUAGCCACGCUGGCUACGCAUGACAUGAGUAAAAUACCGCCAGGUGACCUUGUAUACACAGCCAAAACACCAUCGGAAUUAAAACUGAUUCCUUUAAAUCGAACAAAACAUUUUACGGGUGAACAAUUGUUCCAGCAAUUGACAAACGAAGCGGAUGCACUGAGAAAGGAAAAGAAAAGAAAUGUUUAUUCAGGAAUACAUAAAUACCUGUACUUACUUGAAGGCAAACCCAAAUAUCCAUGCUUAGAAGAUGCAACAAAGAGAGUGAUCAGCUUUGCCCCAAUCACCAACUCUGAGGAAACUAAAAUGACGGUAGACAGCAAAUCAAUGUUAGUGGAAGUGACAUCGCAUUCAUCGCUCGGUGCUUGCAAAACUGUCAUGGAUAAACUCCUACAAGAAUGUUUGAUGCUUGGCAUUGGCGAAGGAGAUGGUGAUUUCCACACAUUGACUGUGCAACAGGUCAAAAUUGUGGAUCCCGAGGGUAAUCUGAAGAGCAUCUACCCAUCAAGAACAGACUGUGUUUACGAUAGCACCAUCAAAGUUUACAGGAUUCCCAAGAAAUAAUGCUCUGUUUCUGAAUGCUUUGUAUCAGAGUUUUGUGUGAUACUUUACAUAAAAACCUUUAUAUUUUUUAUUUGUUGUACAAGCUUGUGUUUACAAAUGAUAAUAACUCAUUUUCUUGUUUAAAUACAUAUUGUUGAAAUAUUUAAAACACUAUGGAUGUCCAAUGAUCUAAAAGACUGCUUACUUCAUUUGGUUUUUCCAAUAAAAAUGAUAUUUUUGUACUGCCUAACUUUCUGUAUGCCAUAAUGUGAUAUAGCCGACAAGCGUUUUGAUAAGGGCACUUUAUUAUUGGUUAAGGUUAUUAAAUCAUUUGUAUAAAACAGUAUUUAAUUUAGGCUUUCUGUAUUUUUUCUAAGUUCUGUCAUCAUAUAAUGAAACUGUCAUAAUUUUGAUGUUUAUUAUAAGUUAAAUGUUACAUAUAUACUUCACAUAGCUGUAAAAUAUUUAAACUUAUGUUCAUUUAUGUAACUAGAAAAACUUACUUAAUAAUAUAUAUGCACAAAAACAAGUAACUUUCCAUACAUAUAAUGUAGAGGAAGUCGGACAAAAGUUAUAUUGAUUAUAAACAACAAUUAUUGUACCAUUAGUAUAAAAGUUGGAAUAAAAAAUAACAGUUACAUCGUCAUAGAGAUUAAUGUCUCUAUGAGUGGUAAGUGAUGAUCCUAAAAUAAUAAUUAUAACAAUUUGUGUUUUGUUAAUUACCUUUGAUAUGUUUAUCGUGUCUGUUGGAUUUAAGCACAUCAAACAAUAUUUUGUUAUUUACUAUACGUUUUGCCAAAUAAACUAAACAUCUCA